AUGCCAAGAACUAGAUCCCAGAGGAAUGCCGAUGGUUCCAAGGGGAACGAGGGAAGCAGCCCCCAGCACCCCUCACGAGGACCGACUCUUGGAGAUGGAGGCGUGGGGCUCUCGCAAAUUCCGCCGGAGCAGUUGGUUCAGACGGUGGCAGGGAACCUACCAACUUUUGAGGCCAUUGUGAAUUACCUCAAGGGGCAGGCAGUAGGCCAGCUCGGCCAGGGGCCCAAGAGCCAGGAGGGUAGGCCGUCCGAAUCUAGGACGGGGAGCCCUAGCCCUCGACCUAAAAGGGAACGCUGGGAGCUCACACGAGACCAGGUGGACGUCGUGGAACCUUCCCACAAGCACUCCAGAACCGAGCACCCGGAGCCCUUCCGGAGAUGUUCUAAGGAGGGGCUCUCACCACGGAAGGAGCAGCUCCUGGUGCAGGACGAGCUGGACCUGCUUUUAGACCCCGAGGCGGAUAGGUAUAUCGCCUCCCCUUUCGUCCCUGACAUCGAGGAUUACCCGCUGCCGGCAAAGUUCAAAAUACCAAGCAUGAAGUCUUAUGAUGCGACCACGGACCCGGAGGAUCAUUUGUUCGCUUUCAUGACCCAAAUGCGCCUGCAAACUGCUGCAGAUGCGGUCAGGUGCAAGACCUUUCCAAUGUUUUUGGAGGGUAAGACGCGUCAGUGGUUUCAGGGGCUUCCCCCCAGGUCCAUCCGGUCCUUUGCCCAGCUCGCGCGACUCUUUGCGGCCCAGUUCGUUUCGUCACGGGCCUUCUUCAAGAGUACUGCUCACCUGAUGACCAUCCAGCAGAAGCCAGAGGAGUCCCUGCGCGAGUACAUGGUGCGCUGCAAUAACGAAUCCCUUCAGGUUCGAGAUCGGGAUGACAAGGUGGUUAUGGCUGCCUUCAUUAACGGGCUGCGCAAGCAAAAGCUUUACACCGAGCUCGUGGAGAGACCCCCCAAGUCAGCUCGGGAAAUGCUAGACCGAGCUCAUGAGAAGGCUAACGCAGAGGAGGCCAAUCGCCUUAAGAGUGCACAGGAAAGACUGAGGGAUGACAAGCGCAGACGAGGCGCCGACCAGGUGGAUGCUCGGCCUAGCCAGGGAAGGAAGAGCGCUUAUGAUCGCCUCCCCAGGAGCCGCCCAAUCGGAGGAGACAAGCCCUGGACUACCCUCACCGCACCUCGAGCUCGGGUGCUCGCAGUUAUGGAACAGGAGGGGCUCUCCCGACCUCCCCGACCUUUGGGUGGGGACAAAAGUAGACGGGACCAAGGGCUGUUCUGCGCUUAUCAUCGAGAGGUGGGGCAUGACACGGAGGACUGCCGUCACCUCAAGAAAGACAUUGAGAAACUAAUCAAACGAGGUCACCUCGGGCAGUUCAUACGAGAGGACCGAGCUGACCAGCAACGAGGGAGGCCCAGGUCGGAACGACCAAGCUACCUCCGGGACCGACCUCAGGGGCCUCAUGGUCGAGCUCCUAAGCAGGAGACACAGAAUCUGGCAGGGGUGAUUAAUACUAUUGCCGGAGGACCGGCCGGCGGGGAUAGUCAUACAGCUCGGCGGCACAAUCGACCUCCCCCCACGGGGGAGAGCUCGACCAAGCGGUUGAAUAUGUAUGAGAAAAUUAUCUACGGACCUGAGGACGCAUUCCCUCUGGCCUCCAACAAUCAUGAGGCUAUUGUGAUAGAGGUCAUCACCUGUAAUUACAAGGUGAAAAAGGUAUACAUAGACAACGGGAGUGCUAUAGACGUGCUGUAUUACAAGACUUUUAAGGAGUUCCAGCUGGAGGAUAGACAGCUGGUCCCGGUUCGGACUCCAUUGAUCGGGUUUGCAGGUCCUCCCGUGAGGCCGGAAGGAAUGAUCACUCUCAUGGUUACGGUGGGAGUAUCCCCGAAGUGCCGAACUAUUCCGGUAAACUUCGCGGUGGUUAAGGAGCCGUCGUCGUACAAUAUGAUUUUGGGACGGCCCACACUGAAUGCCCUCCGAACUGUUUGCUCCACGUUGCACCUCAGCAUGAAGUUUCCUACUCCUGAGGGGGUGGCUGAGGUGCUCGGGGAUCCAGAGGUGACCAGGGCAUGCUACAUUGCCACCCUCAAGGGCAAAGAAAAAUUGGUAGCUCAAACGGUCGGCGCCAACCUCGGCGAGCUGGUCAGGAGCUCUCUCGAGUCUCUUUUGGAGGAAUAUGCGGAGAUUUUUGCGUGGAGUGCUGAUGACAUGCCAGGAAUCCCCACCGAACUGGUAGUCCACAGGCUACAAGUGGAUCCCAACGUCGGACCUGUGAAACAAAAAAAGAGGAACUUUGCUCCUGAGCGGAAGGAGGUCGUCAAAGGCGAAGUGGGUAAGCUGCUGGAGGCUAAGAUUGUCAAGAAAGUCUACUACCCGACCUGGCUGGCCAAUCCGGUACUGGUCAAGAAGGAGGAGAAAGCUUGGAGGAUGUGUGUGGAUUUCACCGAUUUAAAUAAGGCUUGCCCGAAGGAUUGUUAUCCACUUCCACGGAUUGACCAGCUCGUAGACUCGACAGCUGGCUAUGAGAUCUUCUGUUUCUUGGACGCUUUCAAGGGGUACCAUCGGAUAGUUCUGGACGAGGAGGAUCAGGAGAAGACCUCGUUUAUCACCGAGGACGGAACAUAUUGUUACGUUACUAUGCCAUUCGGGCUAAAGAACGCAGGGGCGACCUAUCAGAGGUUGGUAAACAAGUUGUUUAAGAAUCAGAUCGGUCGAAACCUGGAGGUCUAUGUGGACGAUAUGCUGGUGAAAAGUCGAACUCAGGAGCAGUUCAUCUCUGACUUGAGAGAAGUUUUUGAGAUUCUCCGGAGCUCACGAAUACGGCUAAACCCCAAGAAGUGUACCUUUGGGGUCAGGUCGGGGAAAUUCCUGGGUUACAUGAUUUCUAAAGAAGGGGUGAGAGCUAAUCCAGACAAGAUCAAGGCUAUCAUGGACAUGGCUCCACCCCGGAAUAUUAAGGAGGUACAACGUCUAACAGGGAGGAUGGCAGCCUUGAACAGGUUCUUGUCCAAAUCGGCAGUUCGGGAGUCGCCUUUCUUCAAGGCCUUGAAAGGAGGUCGGCAGUUCGAGUGGAGCCCAGAGUGCCAGAAGGCGUUCGAUGAACUAAAGGAACACCUCACUCGGUUGCCAGCCUUGACCUCUCCCGAGUUAGGGGAGAUUCUGUUCCUCUACUUAGCUGUGGAAGAAGGGGCCAUUAGCGCUGUGCUGGUACGGGUGGAGAACAAAGUACAGAAACCAGUAUAUUAUGUCAGCCGUGCCCUGCAAGGGGCCGAGUCAAGAUAUUCGGCGGUGGAGCGAUAUGAUUUGGCAUUAGUACACGCAGUUCGGAAGCUCAGGACGUACUUCCAAGCCCAUCCCGUGGUGGUCACGACGGACCAACCCCUGAAGCAGAUCCUUUCCAAACCUGAGUCCUCAGGUCGAAUGGUGAAGUGGGCUGUGGAGUUGUCAGAGUAUGACCUAGGAUAUCAGCCCCGGACGGCCAUCAAAGCCCAAGCACUGGCAGACUUCAUAGCGGAUGGUGUCUCUUUUGGGUCGCCCGAAACGGAGGACGGUCAGACCAAGGACGUACAGAUCGGGAAGGGCGGAGAAGCUAAAGACGCGCCUAUUAGGCAGGCGGCCAAACCCUUGCAGACCCCAAAAAUUACCAAGGCCACCCAGGCUCAAGAAGGAGCAGAGGUCUUACAGGCUGGGGACGCUGCCGAGGUCGCUAAGGUCAUCCAGGUAACAGGGGUUGGUCAGCCCAAAGAGGCAGUUGAGGCCGAGCUGGCCGAGGAAACUGCCGAGGGUAGGCAGGCCAGAGAAGCAGCAGAGGCUAAACAUACCCAAGAAACUGCCAAGGUCAGACAGGCCAAAGAGGCAGCGAAGGUCGAACAGGCAUUAGACGCUGCUGAGGCCAAGCAUGCUGGAGAAUCAGUCAAGGCUGGACUGCCAGAGAGACUGCCCAGGCCGGGAGGGUUGCUGAGGCUGUGGGACGAGUUGAUCCCUUUUGGACGUUGUACGUGGAUGGCGCGUCAAGCAAAGAAGGAAUUACCUCCUAAUCAGCCCCACUGGGGAGGAAUUACCCUAUGCACUAAGGUUCGAUUUUAG
Messenger RNA from Coffea arabica (coffee), 4074 nucleotides. RefSeq lists its product as uncharacterized. NCBI's taxonomy places the organism in Eukaryota, Viridiplantae, Streptophyta, Magnoliopsida, Gentianales, Rubiaceae. The record is from RefSeq and is a predicted model, not a curated record.